UCUCAGCCUCCCAAAGUGCUGGGAUUACAGGCAUGAGCCACUCUGCCCGGCCUAGAAAAUUUUAAAUUGCUUGUGUGACUUGCAUUCUAUUUCUGUUGACCAGCGCUGGAUUAGAGUAGCCUUCUAUGUGUUCUCGGUCAGAUUCCCAGGGAGAGUUUCUGGCUCAGCCCUGAGUCAGCAGAGCCCUCCUCUGUGAUGAGUACCCACCCUGGUACAAUCAGCUUUGUGGGGAGAGUGGCACAAGAUGGGGUGCUGGCUCAGCAGAGGCUGUGGGUGUGGUGGGCAGGAUAAGGCCAUGUCUAAGAUAAGGUGUCCUCCUGUUUUCAACAAGAAAUAUUACAUGAGCAAAUGGCAGGAUUAUUUAUUGAGCCACAUAGGUGCACUCUCUCUACCUUUGCACUCCCCUCCUCAUUCUAAUUGGUAGUUGGGCCUUUUGAGAAUCCCUGUAUCCGGGGAGUUUGUGGUUCAGGGCCAAAGCAGAGGUGUUGGAGAUUACCCCUGUAUCUGUGGUAGGUGGAUUAUGCCAAGUGGCCCAAGGUAAAGGGGUGAGGUUAAAUAAAAAGGAGAAGAGGGACACUUUUGUCUCUAAGACUGAGACAGGAGCAGAGGGGAGUGGAGAAGAGGUUAGCCACUUUCCUGCUAGGGGCAAAGAUCUGUGUCAGGACCCAGUGGAGGGAGUGGGAAGAACCUCAGCAGGGGAAGGCCACAGGGUGCACCUGGCAGGCUGAGCUCUCAGCACCCAGGCCACAGCCUUGCUGAAGACCUGAGCCCGUUUUUUGCGUAGAAGCCUUCCAACUAACAGUCUUCAAGUGACCACAUGAGCUCUGAAAACUAUCAUAGCAGCAGCCAUGGAAGGAACGUACCCUAAUUUUCUAGACCUCCCAGAAUUUCUCAUGACUCAGUGGGAGAUUGAGAUUUCCUCCAUCCUAGUGGGAUAGAGGCUUAGAGAAACCAGAUUGAAUUUGUUUUAUUUUGUUCUGGGUGUGGGGAAUACUGGAGUCCUAGGCCAAGGAAGCCCACCUUCCCUUGGUGUUUGUAGGAUAGAUAGUCUCAUCUACACUUGCAACGAAAGGCUUAGCAACCUGGUCCCUAAGCCAGUGCCUUGCCUAUUCAGUCACUCAUAUCUUUAGGCUUUUCUGAGUGGAGACAAGGCCUAACAGUCAGGACAUUGCUCUCUCUGCAGCCCCCUACUCCACAUCACCCAGGACUAUCAAUCCUAGGAUUCUCUCAGACACCUUGCAUUCAAACGGCCACCAAAUCCUACCUCCACCUGAUCUCCUGAGUCCAUUCCUCUUUCUUUAUCUUCACUGUUGAUGUUGCAAGCUUCUAGGUGAUGCUGGUGUUGCACUCUGGGGACCACACUUUGAGGACCACUGAUCUAUAGGCUCUGUGGUAUUAUCAGGUGUCUCAGCAGAUUCUUAGAUGCAUGCAAAUGUGAACUCCAGCUUUCAGGCAGUUGAUACAGGAGGUGCCUAUGCCAUGUGUUAUUUUUUUGUACCAAACGUUGCUCUUGGGCUAACAUAUCAAUUCUACUUCACCAAGAGUAACUUCAGUCCACACUGACUCAAGAAACCAAGAAUGCCGAGACGCAUUUCAUUCAAACAUUCUCCCCUUGGCAGGGAGAUCAAGAUGGAGGCAUCCGGCUUCUGCCAAGGAUGUCAGUGUUAGUCCUAUGCAAAACCAGUUCUGGUUCUUUCUUGUUCUUCACACAGGUUUGAACAAUGAUGCGACUGUAAACCGUGUGCGUGUGUGCGCGUGUGUGCUAAUACGAUUUAGGCUGGAUUUGGACACUGAGGUACAGUUCCUGGAGAUGCUGAGGAUUAGUGGUAACAGCUGUUACUCUCCCCAUUAGAGGAAAAACUGAAAGGAGAAUACUUUUGUGUAAGGGAUGUGUUUGCAACUCUGAGGGAGGCAGCCGUUCUAUCAAGCCUGAAGAAAAGUGUGUUCCUAGGUAAGUGGAUGUUUUCUUUUUAUUUAGUUAGUUUUGUAGAGACGGGGUCUCCCUAUGAUGCACAGGCUGGUUUUGAACGUCUGGCUUCAAGUGAUCUUCCUGCCUCACCCUCCCAAAAUGCUGGGAUUACAGGUGUGAGCCACUGUGCUCAGCUCCAAGUGGAUGUUCUUCAGCGUUCAGGUAGACAAGAUGCUGGUGGGAAAGAGGACACGGUGAAACCUAAGGCAGGAGGGUGGGAGGUGGGGCUGUGGCUGCAGUCUGCGAGACGAGGCACUCACUCCCCUUCCCUUGUAGGCACCUGUGUCUGAUCUGCCUUUGGAAAGUAGACCACUUGCCAUCAGCAAGGGCUUGAGAAGCAUUUUCAUUUCAUUUCUUUCUCUUCUUUUCAGAGACAGGGUCUUGCUCUGUGCCCAGGCUGCAGCCUCAACCUCCUGGAUUCAAGUGAUCCUCCUGCCUCAGCCUCCCGAGCAGCUGGAACUAGAGGGGAGGGCAGGAUGAGGAUGCGGGCUGCCCUCGUGGGCUGGGCUUGCACCACCCUCUGCCUGGUUUCCUGCUCAUCUGCCUUUUCCCAUGGUGCCAGCACGGUGGCCUGUGAGGACAUGCAGCCCAAGCACAUUCAAGCCCAGCCUCAGCACCAGGACACCCACCACAUCACCAUCCACACCCGCAGGUCUUCCUAUGCACCAGGUGACAAGAUUCCAGUGACGGUGAGAAGCAGUCGUGAUUUCAUGGGAUUUCUCCUUCAGGCUCGAAGAGUGUCUGAUCAUCAAAUCGCUGGGACUUUUGUUUUCAUUCCUCCUCAUUCCAAACUGAUGACUUGUUUUCAAGAGGCUGAUGCAGUCACCCAUUCUGACAAGUCCCUGAAGAGAAACCUGUCGUUCCUGUGGAAGGCCCCUGCCCAGCCUGUGGGGGAUAUUAAGUUCCUUUUAUCAGUAGUCCAGUCAUAUUUCGUUUACUGGGCAAGGAUUGAAUCAUCUGUUGUGUCCCAACAGACACAUAGCAGCGCCCAUUCUGAUGACCGCAUGGAGCCCAGAUUACUGAUGCCAACCCUUCACCAGAGGCUGGGUGAUGUUGAAGGAGCUGCCCCAGCUCCCAGGGCCCCCAUCACUCUUCCACAGAAGCACACACAUGCCUUUGCUGUUGCCCUUCCUGGAGCUGCAGAGGAGGACAGCCUAGAUCCUGUUCCUGCCAGUACUUGGGUGACAAAGUUUCCUGGGGAUGCAGAGACUCUGUCCCAACCAUCUUCACACACAGCCACUGAAGGCAGCAUCGACCAGCAACUCAGCAUGGACAGCCAUCCGACUCUAGAGCCGUCCCUGGAGGUCCACAGGCUGGAGAGGCUCGUGGCCCUCAAGAAAGUCUCCUCAGAGAGCUUUGCUUCCAGACUUAGCAUCCAUCACAGCCCUUCCAUUCUUCCCUUUAGAUCUCAGGAUGAUCCCAGCUUUGAUUCACUGGAAACUUGCCUGUCCUCAGUUGGGGGUGAACAGGACAAGAUGAAGGCCUCUAACAGGACCAUGACACAGCCUCCUCUGUACCCCGUCCAGCUUACCCAUCCCCGGCGCCUCUGGUCCUCUGAAACUUUCACAGGGAAUGGGGCAGGGGCAAGCAACCCAACCGCUGUCCUCCAGACCUCUGGUACUUCUGGGCUACCUGCUACUGGUGACCAGUCAGAGGCAUCCAGGGCCUCUGCCAGCUUCUUACUUCAGUCAAAGCACGAGGAGCUCAGAGCAGGGAAGGGAGAUGGAGAGGGUGGAGUGGGAUACCCUCAGCAGACCAACCCACGGCCUGACGCUGGGCUAGAGGGGGCCCAGGCCCCUCUGGGGAUCCAGCUCAGAACUCCCCAGCUGGGAGUUCUGCUUUGCCUGUCAGCCAUCCUGGGCAUGGCCCUGGCUGCUGGCCUUCGCUACCUGCACACCCAGUAUUGCCACCAGCAGACAGAAGUGUCCUUCGGCGAGCCCGCUUCGGAUGCUGUUGCCAGGAGCGACAGUGGCGAGACUGUGCACAUCAGGAGGAUUGGGGAGAACGGUUUUGUUUUGGUUCAAGCAGAGUACAACUGGAUCACUCCUUCUGUGGGUAGCAAGAAAACAGUCCUCUGAGAAGACCAUCACCCCAGACCUCUCAGUGGCCCUCCUUGGGCCCUGGAGAGUGUCCCAGACAGAGCAGACCUAAUGAGAAUACCUGAUGAAGACAGGGACUCAUUGUGCCUCUGUCAAUGUGCAGUUCAUGGAGGAAGCCGGGAGAGGACAGUUUCAUCAACAGAGGGAGUUAUUUCUGAGCUUUGUUGUCUUAACAUCUGUAAUUGAGCUUCCUUUUUUCUUUUUGCAAUUAGACGUUCUGUUUGAAGACUUAAACUCAACACAAUGAAUAUUGUAUAACCCGCUCAUUAACUAGACCCCUGUGGCCGCUAAGCUUCCUCUGUUGCCUUAAGGAAGCCAUAGAAAUAGAAAUGCUGUCCCUCCUUAGUGUCUCAGCCUCAUCUCUUCUAACUCUUUGGGGAAAAGAGUAAUGUUAGGUUGUGUCUCCUGCAAGAAAAAGAACUGCAGCUCUCACUUUGCCUUCCUAAACCACCCCCAAAUAAGUUUUCUUUUCAAAACUAGAAUUCAACAACUUGCUAGAGUUCUGAUUUGGAUGGCUAGGUGAAUGCAAGGGUGUUUGGUCUUCUGGGCAACUCAGCAGCCUGGCAAAUCGCUGUGGAAAUUGAUCCAAAGUCAGGAAAGUUUUUGAGAGCUUGAUUGAACACAUCUUUAGGAAAACAUAUACAUGCAACACAAGGCCAUAAACACCAGAGUGGGGUAAGCAAGCCUUUUCAUCAGGUGUAAAUGGAUCUGAGACCUCCCAUCCAUUUACACUUGAUGGAAAGAUUCGUGUAUUCCAGCAGCUAGCAGACAUAUUGCCUUUUGCCAGAGGUCAGGCUGAAAAACGUUAUUAUACCAGCACAGUUUGAAGAACAGUCUUUACUUGUCUUUUCAGGGAAUAUCAGGCAGAAAGCUUCAUGGACGAAGGUCAUCUAUCUGAUCUCAUAACCUUAUGAAGAUUGCUUUGAUUUAACAGUGGCUCCACAGAUACUAUCUGAGGUCAAAACAACAGAUCUGAAUGUAACUCUUAAAUAUGCUCACCUAAUAUAGCACAUUGGAAUUAGCUGCCUUUUCAGAGUGAAACCUAUUACAGAGUCACCAUUCAUUUUAAUGCAGAAACAAAAAUCACUACAAAUUCGGAAAGGAUAUUUGUUUAUUGAACACCUAAUUCAUACAGGAACUGUGCUAAGAAAUUUGCAUAUAUCUUCACAUUUAACCCUCACAAAAAUUUAAUGAGGAAUAAGUGCAGUAACUUUCCAAGGAGAAUGAGGCUUUCCUUACAUCUCAAUUUGACAAUUUUUAAAAAUUGGGUGUUCAGGAAAGAGACAGCUCCUGCUUUUUCCAUACCUCCCUUUAGCUCAUUGGUCAUCAAUUUCAAGACUGUCUCCUCCUGGAUUCUGGGCUAGAUAGCUCUGUUCCCUGGCUUCAGUCAUUAGAUGCAUGGAGACCUAGGUAAUUUGUGCAUUCACAAAUGAAAGUGUUCUAGGAAUGCUGUGGAAAGAAAGAAAUGUACUGUACUCUAAUAAGGCCACAGAUAUCCCUUCUGCAUGCCUAGGGAUGCCCUCUAAAAGAUAUCCUCCCCGAGAAGCAAACAAGGGACCCCAUUAGCGGAGAGCUCUCAUCUGGCCACAUCACAUCAGAGCCAGAUGCAUCAUGUAUGCAACAUUUUUUAGAUCUUUUCUGUCUAAGAGAGAAUUUUCCUAUGUAAACAGACUGUUUCGCUUAUCUGUUGAUGUGAACAGAUUACUUUCAAGCUUAGUAGUUGAAAAUAAAAUCACCACCACCACCAUU
Molecule: messenger RNA, 5817 nt
Organism: Macaca mulatta (Rhesus monkey)
Lineage: Eukaryota; Metazoa; Chordata; Mammalia; Primates; Cercopithecidae
Source: RefSeq, a predicted model, not a curated record